Molecule: messenger RNA, 1566 nt
Organism: Nannospalax galili (Upper Galilee mountains blind mole rat)
Lineage: Eukaryota; Metazoa; Chordata; Mammalia; Rodentia; Spalacidae
Gene: Zcchc17
Product: zinc finger CCHC-type containing 17
Exons: 8
Coding region: 192-920 (242 amino acids)
Biological process (GO): RNA stabilization
Molecular function (GO): RNA binding; zinc ion binding
Source: RefSeq, a predicted model, not a curated record
CAGGGCGCGACUCCGGGAUUGGCGCGCGGGGCUGCCGGCCCUCCUAGGCACGCUGUGCCUUGUGGGUGGGAACGCGCGGAUAGGGCUCGGCGUUCCGGGAGAUGCUGCGGCCCCGCGACUGGGAGCCUGCGCGGAGACACUUGAAUUAGCUGUAGCAGAAGAGAAAUGGAGGAGCCAUAGAACAUUUAAGGAUGAAUUCAGGAAGGCCUGACACCAUGGAAAACUUGCCUGCACUCUACACUAUUUUCCAAGGAGAGGUUGCUAUGGUGACAGACUAUGGAGCCUUUGUCAAAAUCCCCGGUUGUCGAAAGCAAGGUCUGGUCCAUCGAACUCACAUGUCAUCUUGUCGUGUGGAUAAGCCCUCUGAGAUGGUCGAUGUUGGAGACAAAGUGUGGGUGAAGCUUAUUGGCCGGGAGAUGAAAAAUGAUAGAAUAAAAGUGUCCCUUUCCAUGAAGGUUGUCAACCAAGGAACUGGGAAAGACUUGGAUCCCAACAACGUUAUCAUUGAGCAAGAAGAGAGGAGGAGGCGGUCCUUCCAGGAUUACACUGGGCAGAAGAUCAGCCUUGAGGCUGUCCUGAAUACUACGUGCAAGAAGUGUGGUUGCAAAGGCCACUUUGCAAAAGACUGUUUCAUGCAGCCAGGUGGAACCAAGUAUUCUCUGAUACCUGAUGAGGAAGAGGAGAAAGAAGAGGUUGGCAAGGCAGAAGAAUUUGAGAAGCCUGAUCCCACAAGAAAUUCUUCUAGGAAAAGAAAGAAGGAAAAGAAGAAAAAGAAACAUAGAGACAGGAAGUCAUCUGACUCUGACAGCUCUGAUUCUGAGAGUGACAUGGGCAAGAAAGCAAGGCACACAUCAAAAGACAGCAAGGCUGCAAAGAAGAAGAAGAAGAAGAAGAAGCACAAGAAGAAGCAUAAGGAGUGAGGGCGUGGCGGUGAGAAGAUGAGCCAGGAGUGAGAAUAUGGUCUCCCACCCCAUUGACUUUGUCCUCAUGGGAGAUGCUUCCUUACACAGCAGGCAGAACAGGGAGCUAGAGGUCAAAAGCAGCUCCCAAAUGAGUCUUUUCCUUAUUGUUCCCAGCCCCUUUUCAAAAGACCCCUGCAGCCACUGCAUUCAUUACCUAACUUCCUUCAUUCAGCAGGUGGUCCAGGGCCCCUCCCCAGCUGCCACUGCCAGAGCUGGAUUCCUUUUUGGGAGUCCAGACCAGAACUACAGGUCCUACUGUGGAGGUGAGCUUGGCUGUGGUGGGAGAAGAGUGAACAUCCCUGCCUGUCUGCCUCUCUUGGACCACUUGGUGGUGGAGGGACCCUGGCAGCAGGAGGGAGAGUGGUAAGAAGUGGUGCUCACCUUUCCAUUCCCUUAACAAGGGUCUACUCUGAAGUGACAGCCGGUGGCCACACCAGAAAACAGUGAUCUACAGUGUGACUUAUCUUGUAUUCCAACAGGCUACUGAACCAGAAAUCCGAAGAUCAUGCCUCUACUUUCUGUUUAUCAUUUUGUGUGUUGACUGGCUCCAUUUCAAGUCUGCUUAAAUUCCUGGCAUAAAUGAAAUGUGUUUGGUUUUAAAGUU